CGUAGCGACAUUCUUAUGGUCAAACGGAGGAUUCCAGGCAGUAGGAGGCUCUGCCAUCGCAAUAUGACCAAAAUAUUUGCCCAGUUUAGCUAUAGACGUCUUACAGACCAAAUGCAUUGUGGAAAAGGUGGUUCCUGUUAAAACUUCGUCAUAAUAGCACCUCUUCAUCGCUUCAUCGUUCUGAUUAAUUUUGACAGAAUUUGAGAAGACUGGGAAGUGUGCGGACUAUGUCGGCAGUCAGGUGGAAUGUGGUACUUUGGUUUUGCGUAUACUGUGGCGGCACCUUUGCGCAACCAAUCUCCGGAGAAGUGGAGCUCUUCAACUCAGUCAAACAGGCCAGUCUGAAAUGGACAUCUUAUCCAAAACUCAAAGCAUGGAGUGAGAAAUCACUGAAGAUAGGUUCAGAGACCCAAGUCCCAGUCUAUCAAGCCUGCGCUGUCAACAACAAACGCAGAUCACUAUUGACUCAUUGGAUUGCACGGAAGGAUGCCCUGCACCUGCUAUUGGACCUACAAUUCGCUCAGGAAGAGGAGUCAUCCUCCAAUCAGCUGAGUCCACUCCAGGUCCACCUUCUGGAAUCAGACUCUCCACUGUCCAAAUUUAGUGAAUCCCAGAAUCCCCUCCAUCUCCAAGCAUUGCAGACUUUCAGCGCCACAACAGAAGUGCAUCAGAUCAAGGAGUACCUUAACAACAGCCUGGGAUUAGUGUUAAACACGGAGCCUCUCUCACACGACGGCUUCCAUCUUGGAUUCACCUACUCAGGCCGGUGCAUCUUUCUAGUCUCUGUGAGGCUGUACUACAGAAGAUGCCCUUGGUUGGUCAGCCACCUGGUUGGCUUUGAGGGAGCGUCUGCAGGAGCGGGGCCAUUGACAGGGUCCUGUGUGGAGGGGGCCGUGGGGGUGGAGGGGCAGGUGGACCCCCUCAGAGGGAGUGCCAGGCGAACGGGGCGUGGGGUCCACUGCAAGGGGGGUGCACUUGCGCUCCCGGUCACCAAGAAAAGGGGGACUCUUGUGAAGCCUGUAGAACUGGAUACUACAAGGCAGCCAAUGAGAGUGGGGGUUGUCGCUCCUGUCCACCCAAUAGCAAGACGGACGGGGAGGGUGCAGAAGGGGUGUGACUGUGGUCAGGGGUACUUCCGCCUCCCGGGUGACCCGUAUGUCAUGGGAUGCACACGACCCCCCUCUGCUCCUGUAAAUGUAACAGUCCAGCGCCUCAACGACUCAAUGCUGACUCUGCUUUGGGACCCUCCCAUUGACCUGGGGGGGAGGCAGGAGGUGACGUAUGGCGUGGAAUGCUCGGAGAGGGAGGGAGGGACUGAUGGUCAGUGGGCGGUGUGUGGGGAGGCAGUCAUCUUUCUCCCUGCCUCAGCGGGGCUGACCGUCACUGCAGUCAACCUCACAGGGGUCAGCCCACGGUCGGACUACCGGCUGUCGGUCCGGGCCAGUAAUGCCGUGUCAUUCCACCAGAGUGUAGCAGCAGCAGCGUCAUCAGUAGUAACCAUAAUCAUUCAUAGAUGGAAAUCUUUAGAGAUAAACACCCCUGGUCCCUUCUCCCUGGAUCCCCACCGCUCCCCUGUGGAGGGUCCCUCUCCCUGGGUGAUCAUAGGAGCUCUACUGGGAGUCCUUCUGCUCUUUGUUCUGGUCCCUGCUGCUGUUUAUUCUCUGCGACGCAGAUACACCAAGCUCAGUGAAGACCAGCAGGUGGAGCUGCUGCCUUUUCACACAGAUGUGACCUAUUGUCGUAACGAGGGCCCACAUGCUGCCCCUCAGGAAGUCAACACGCUGGUGGUACCUGGUGUGGUCCAGUUGCUGGAGGGUGUUAGUGACAGACUACUGACCAGUCUGAGGGACGUCCUGGUGGACAGGAACCUGCUGACCCUGGGAAAGGAGCUGGGAGCUGGAGAGUUUGGCUCUGUCUACGAGGGGAUCUUUACUCAAGAGGAAGGGAUGGACAUCAAAGUAGCUGUCAAGACCAUGAGAGUUGGACUACACAGUCAGGAGGAUUUAGACUCGUUUCUGAAGGAAGCAGAGAUCAUGCAGCACUUUGACCAUAAAGUCAUCAAACGUCUUGGGUUCCUUUGGAGUAGGAGCAGGAUUCUCCUCUCCCAGUGGCUCUGGUGAUCCUACCCUUCAUGAAGCAUGGAGACCUGCGCCGGUUCCUCAUCACUACCCGCCAAGCGGAUA
This is a messenger RNA of Coregonus clupeaformis (lake whitefish), 2183 nucleotides long. RefSeq names its product ephrin type-A receptor 3. Gene Ontology annotation, biological process: axon guidance; protein phosphorylation. NCBI's taxonomy places the organism in Eukaryota, Metazoa, Chordata, Actinopteri, Salmoniformes, Salmonidae. The transcript has 11 exons. The record is from RefSeq and is a predicted model, not a curated record. The coding region runs from base 228 to 2120 and encodes 630 amino acids. Gene Ontology annotation, molecular function: protein binding; ATP binding; transmembrane-ephrin receptor activity. Gene Ontology annotation, cellular component: neuron projection.